Dryobates pubescens (Downy woodpecker) is the source of this 1035-nucleotide messenger RNA. RefSeq names its product basic proline-rich protein-like. The record is from RefSeq and is a predicted model, not a curated record. The transcript is spliced from 3 exons. Bases 1 to 1035 code for a protein of 344 amino acids. Lineage: Eukaryota; Metazoa; Chordata; Aves; Piciformes; Picidae.
AUGGGGCACCGCACCGCAAACGCGCACCAAGCUUCCCCCCCCGGAGCCCCUGGGACCCGGCUGCACGGAAGGGAAGCACAGCAGCAGGGAAGAUGGCUUAACGACAGCCGGGCAGCUGUGUCCCCAACCAGGCCAGACGGAGCCCCGGCCCCGCGGCCAGGAGCCGAGCCGCGGAGCUGCAGCCCUGGGUGCGCUGCCCUGCAGCACGUCCCCCGGGCACUGUCGCGGGGAGACGGGCCCGAGCCGGCCUUCCCUUGGCCGCGGCCACUGCUGGAGGAGGAGGCGGCAGCCCGGCUGGGGAAUGGGGGAGGAAGAGAGUACGGGCUGCAGCCCGGCUCCUCACCUGCGUCCCGGCGGGGCGGAGGGCGACGGCUCCCAGCAGCGCGCAGCGCCGGGGGACCAGCACGGACCGGCAGGGCAGCGGCCCCGGCCUGCUCCGCGGCCCUGGCUCCCCGCGGUCCGCCGGCUCCCGCCGCGAUUUUCGGGGAGCCGGUUUCGAACGGCCGCCUAAGCCCCGUUCCCGCGGGCUCCCCCAGCCCGGGGCCGGCCUACCCGCGCCGGGAUUCCCGCAGCCGCCCGACCGCCGCGCUUCCCCCGCCCCUUACCUCACUCCGCCGGCCAACAACGGGCAGCGCCGCCGGGAGCCGCCCCCGGCCAGCGGGGCCUGGCCGAGCCCAGGCUCGGGGCGGGAGCGUGGUUUGCACCCUCCACGCCGCUCAGCUCGGGCCGCCCCUCCCUUCACCCCGGAGCAGGCUCCCCCCUGGGCCAGACGCCUGCGCCAUGCGCCCGCCCCCCGCGCCCGGCCCUCCUCAGUGCCGCUCCGCACCGCAUCGCCAGGCUGCUGACACGAUCCUCACCCGGAGCGGCCCGGCCGUCGCCGGGCAGCGGGGAGCUUCCCGAGACACCCGAGGGCGGAGAACCCGGGGUGGGCACGACCGAGCCUCAGCCGCUCCUGUGACCGACCACCGUUCCCGUCCCGCACCGCCGGCGCUGUUGGGGCUCGUCCGAUGUACUCUUCUCCCUGACUUCCGCUAG